Messenger RNA from Lobosporangium transversale, 2130 nucleotides. RefSeq lists its product as hypothetical. The transcript has a single exon. The record is from RefSeq and is a predicted model, not a curated record. The coding region runs from base 1 to 2130 and encodes 709 amino acids. NCBI's taxonomy places the organism in Eukaryota, Fungi, Mortierellomycota, Mortierellomycetes, Mortierellales, Mortierellaceae.
AUGACUCAGCCUUCACAGCAGCCUCCUCUCGAUGACGAGCCUAUUCCUUUCUUCGGCGGUGCCAAUACUGGCCUCAGUACAGGUCCGUCUGCACCACGGCAGCCAAUCCAACCUCUUCGUCCACAACCACAGCAGGGUCCUGUUAGACCGCCUAUUCAGCAACAACGGACCGGCAAUACUAUUGCUCCAGUGCAGCUUCAGCCUCAACGUCAUCCUCAGCAGCAUGCCCAUCCAAUACCUCAACAAGGGUAUGGGCUACAACAAGUUCAACAGCCGUCGCGGCAGAUGAAUCAAUCACCCUUUGCAUCUGCUGCUGAUCUAUUUACAAGCUCACCUGGAAGUCAACAGCAAGGACCACUUCAAGGAUAUCAAUCUCAAGCACAGCCACAGAGAUUCCCUCCCUCAAAUCAGCUUCCACCACCAGUACAGCAACAACAGCACCAACAGCAGGCAUCCUCACAUCAAAGACAACAGUCUCUUCCAUAUCAACAACAGCAACAAGCAUCUAGCCAGUCUCAGCGGAAUCCUCAGCAGCAACAAGAGCAAUUUUCAGCCCAGGGGACCGUGCUUCCUGCCGUCGCUCCCGUCCCACCUCAAGAACAGUCUUAUUCUCCUUUCGCGUCAGCUUCCGAUUUGUUUGGAAAUUCGAUUAGCCAAGCUACAGGAUGGUCAAUUUCCUCCGCAACAGAAGAUGCUGUUACUUAUGGACAUCCAACUAUGGUCCCCUCUCCUCUUCAAAAGCAACCUUCGCAGCCUCUAAUGUCUCAGAGUCAGGAGACGCCUCUAGCGCCCCCACCCCCACUCCAGCAUUCAAUUCAAUCAUCGCAGCAACAGCAACAAUAUCAAGGUCCUCCUCAAGGGCCGAGCCCAAUUGCUCCUAGUCCACAUAUGUAUGCAUCUGCGCCGGUCCAAACUGAUCAAACAACUCAGAAGCAGCCAUCGGCUUGCCUUCCACCACCUCCAAGAGCAGCUAUCAGUACGCCAAGGCAAGGCGCAUCUUUACCAUCAUCCUCGCAGCAAGAUACAUCACCCUAUGCAAAUCAUUUGCCGCCAAAGACGCCCAUUUUGACAGCCAUUCAAACACCAUUGAUGCUUCCUGCUCAAACACCCCAGGCCCUUCAGUCAUCUCAUACCCCUUACAUAGGCCCAGUGCGUAACCAAUAUGAUUCUUCCUCACCACAAAUAUUACUAAAGCCAUGCCCUUAUACUGACUGUGGUGGUGAGAACAAACCAUAUUCAAAAUUUUGCUCCGAAUGUGGUCGCUCCAUCUCUACCACUAGCCACCCUGCGACACCUGCACUCGGUCGCACUGAAUUGCCGGUCUCAAGCGUCCCUCCAAUGCCUAACCUCGACCGUAUAAACGCCUUUUCUCAAGAAUACCAGCAGAACGAUCUAUACAUCAACAAAACUCAGGACGAUCAGGCUCAGCAGCAGUACGGUCUGGAUUAUGACCAAAGUCGUGAUCAAGAAUAUGAGCAAGCGCACGAUCAACAAGACUAUAGUCAACAGGGACAUGACCAGCAGGGAUAUGGUCAGCAGAACUAUGGCCAACAGAGCUAUGACCAGCAGAACUAUGAUCAGAACUAUGACCAACAGAACUAUGAUCAGCAGAACUAUGAUCAGCAGAGCCAUGAACAGCAGAGCCAUGAACAGCAGAAUUAUGAUCAACAAAACUAUGAGCAGCAGAAUUAUGACCAACAGAACUAUGAGCAGCAGAAUUACGAUCAACAAGGCUAUAACCAACAAAGUUAUGAGCAACAAGGCUAUAAUCCACAGUGCUAUGACCCGCAGAGUUAUGAUCCGCAAAGCUUUGAUUCGCAGAGUUAUGAUCCGCAAAGUUAUGACCCGCAGAGCUAUAGCCAACAGAACUAUGAACAAGGCUAUCAACAGCAGGAGUACGACCAAACUUAUAGUCAAACUUAUGGCGAUACUGCAUAUUAUGAUCAGAACCAACAAGGGUUUUAUGACCCCACGACUAGUCAGUAUAUAGAUCAAUACCAGCAACAAGAGCAGGCCAUGCCGGAACCAGAGCCUAUGCCCGAAGAACUCGAAGGAGUUGAUGAUCCAUUGAAUAGAAUCCAUGGAUGCCCAAUUAUCGCUUUCGGAUUUGGAGGUAUCGAACUACGUUAA